CCACUGGUGAGCUUCACUGCAUAACUGUUGACAGGUUGUAGCUUCAAGAAUUCCGGAUUUCUUGCUAAUAGUCAAAACAGGUUCCAAAGCUCCUCCGCCUUGCUCACUUGAGCUCCCUCUCCUCUACCAUGUCCUCACAGGCCUUGCAAGAGGCAAUUGUGAGCCUCGACCCAGCCGUAUUCCGUGCUGCCUUGAUCCAAGCCUCCGAGAACACCCACUCCAUCUCCACCCUCCAUCUGGCGUACCUCCGCAUCUGCCUCGAGACCGGCGCAUACGAGGAUGCAGUUCCGGUCUUGGAGACGGGGUUCUACGAGUUCUCCAGCGAUUCCCGAGCUACAGUGCAGGAUCUGGUGCACAAAGAGACGGGCGUCAACCUGAAGGCCCCGAAGGACUCGUCUGACCAACGACACGGCAAGGAGAAGCUGACGGUGCAGCAUGUGCAGGAGUUCUUGAUGCUGGGGGCGAUCGUUUACAUUACGUUGAGGAAAUUCACCGAGGCACAGCUGUUCCUGGAGCAUAUCUUGACGACCCCGUCAUCGAACGCGGCGAAUGGGCUCAUGGUGGAGGCGUACCGGAAGUGGGUGCUCGUGAGCUGUCUACUGAAUGGAUCGGUUCCCAAACCACCGCGAACAGCUAACAGCACCGCUAUGCGAACGGUCCAAGGCGCGUCUCGAGCGUACGAGGGACUGGCGGAGGUUUUCCGAAGCGGCAACAAGGUACGAUUUCUAGCGGAGAUGGACGUGGGAAUCAACAUAUGGACAUCGCACGGCAACCUCGGUCUAGUAGAAGAACUCCUUGACCAGUUCCCCCUGUUCGCCAUCCGCACCCUCCAAAAGAUCUACAGCGCCCUCCCCCUCGAUACCGUCGCCACGCACCUGUCCUGGACCGUCCCCGAGACCCGCACCUACCUCCAGACCCUCAUCGCCACCGGCCAGCUUAAUGCGGCCGUCGAGCAGCGCCCGCCCCCCCCUCACCACGCCUCCACCUCCGCACCCCCCCGACUCCUAAUCCUCCGCUUCUUCACCGACCCCCGCUCCGGCCCGCUCGCGACGACGGAGGCCGAGCAGCAAGCGGUGCUAAUGGCGCAGGCGGGACGGGUGACGGAGCUGGCGCAGGAUGUCCGCGUAGCGGACCAGCGGCUCGCGACCAGCCGGGACUACCUGGUGCAUCUGCGGAGCGCGAACCUGAAGAGUCAGAAGGAUCAGGGGGAGCGGGCGGGGAUGAUGGCGGCGGUGAUGGAGGAGUUUGAUCAGGGGCCGGUUCCGUCGGAGAUGUUGGCGGCGGAGGACGGGUUAGAUGAUGAGGAUAUGAUGGGGGAUUUGCCUUGAUUGAUAGGACUGUCGAUUGUUUCUCUACUAUCCCCGCCAAUGGUUGGAACAAACGUUGCGGUGGAGGCAUUGGUGCAGGAUGGACUUCCUUAUUCCUGGCAUCACGAUGUUCCCUAGAAGCAUUGGGUGGAGCAACGGUUUACGAUGUGUGAUGAUGAUGACAUAAUACCGUACUGGUAACAAGAACCAAGCAGUCUUGAUACGAAUGGAAGGUUCAGGAAUGAAUUGGGGAUGCUGCUUCCUCUGGUUAGGCGGUAAAGCCUGUGAAGGAACCGUCACUUCUGUGCUGGUGCAUGUGUCCUCAACUCAACUAGCUAGAACCACAUGAAUUAAUAAUAAUUCCAU
Molecule: messenger RNA, 1673 nt
Organism: Eremomyces bilateralis CBS 781.70
Lineage: Eukaryota; Fungi; Ascomycota; Dothideomycetes; Eremomycetales; Eremomycetaceae
Exons: 5
Coding region: 129-1328 (399 amino acids)
Biological process (GO): ubiquitin-dependent protein catabolic process
Cellular component (GO): COP9 signalosome
Source: RefSeq, a predicted model, not a curated record